Messenger RNA from Scomber japonicus (chub mackerel), 2019 nucleotides. It is a transcript of the gene tprg1, whose product is annotated as tumor protein p63 regulated 1. The record is from RefSeq and is a predicted model, not a curated record. The transcript has 6 exons. Gene Ontology annotation, cellular component: cytoplasm. Lineage: Eukaryota; Metazoa; Chordata; Actinopteri; Scombriformes; Scombridae. Bases 82 to 930 code for a protein of 282 amino acids.
UAUGCACCUGUUGCUUCUGCUUCUUAGUCUGUGCUUCCACACCUUCUGCGGACACGUUAAUUACUUGUGUUUUGGAGAGCGAUGAUGGCAGACGCUGAGGAGGCAGGAGCGCCAGGUGAAGAGGAGCAGCAGGAGCAGCAGAAGCAUCAGCUCAGCUCCACCACAGAACCGGAGGAGCUGCAGCCUCCUGCCCCAACAGCGGGCACUGAGAAGCGGGCAGUGGAGGGCGUAGAGGCUCCCUCUCAGUCCGGAGCCAUCUCUGUAGAGCCAUCUAUCGACAAGUUUAAGAUCGGGAGGUUUUUCGUGUUGAGGCCUGGCACUCUGAAUCAGGCCAUCAAAGACGUCGAAGCUCUGGUGGAUAAAGAACUAGAUGGCAGCGUUCUCAGUGUUUGGCUGAUGGCAGAGGUGGAUCACUGGAACAAUGAAAAGGAGCGUCUCACUCUCAUCACAGACAACUCUCUCCUGGUCGUCAAGUACGACUUUGUCAUGUUCAGAUGUGAGCAAAUCCAAAGGAUCCCGCUGAACUUUGUUGAUCGCAUCUCCCACGGCUCCUUCAGUUUCCCAAAGCGCUCCUUGCUUGAGAGACAAGGGGAGGGGGUGCGAGUCUUCUGGGACCGGAUGAGAGAACCUUCCUUUACCUCCAGGUGGAACCCCUUUGCCACUGACCUCCCCUUCAUCACCUUCACUUCCCACCCUGUGAAGAGCAUCAGCGGCUCAUUCAUUGCUCUCUGUGAUAUCCAGAACUUCCGUGAGAAGCUCAAGGAUGCAGCGCAAAAGGCCCACACCAUGAAGCCGGUUCCUGGGAAAGCCAACGGCGUCCUGGUCCUGAAUCAGCCCAUCGUCAUCGAGGCCUACGUUGGUGUCAUGUCUUUCCUCGGGAACCAGAACAAACUGGGCUACUCCAUGGCUCGAGGAAACCUCGGCUUCUAAAACUCUUACACAUUAUAUUACAGAGAGUUUGUACAAUUUCUCCAAGAAUUGACCAAAGAUUUCUCAGGUUUGCUUCUGUUUGACGUUGAAGGCUGAAUUCUCAGAAUGUGCUGUGUGAAGUUUAAACAACAGUGUGAUCUCCUCCGUCGGUUAUUACCAGUGUGUGGUGUCUGAGCGAUCAGAAAUAUCCGCGUUUCAACACGGCUCUUGACUGGCUGACGGAUCCCCUGCUGUUCUCAAGGAGCUUUGUAUUUGCUCCUCAGUGAUAUGGUAAUUCAACUCUUUCGCAAUGGGACUCCUUUCUUCCUCCCCCAGUGUUCUCUGUUAAAAGCUCAUUCCCAUGCCAUUCAGCCCCUCAGAGAUUCACUGGAGCAUGGGGGAACAUUUGUCAGUUUAUCAUUCGUAGUGUAUUUUUGCAGUGCUUACAGUGUUGGAAUUUCCCUUGAUUUGUCUGUUUACCGUGUGAGACACUGCCUUAUUUGGUGCCAUCUGUUUGUCUUGUGAAGCUGCCACAGACAAGAAACUAUAAGCUUGUGUUUUCUUUUCCUUUAAGUGGCUUAAAAUAUACAGACAGACUUUUCAUGCAACUUUUAACUCGUGACGUCCUGUUAUUGCUGCAAGUCAUAGUAUCACACAUUUAACAUUAGCUGGUUUGGCAGGACUUGUGGUUACUGCUGGUAACAAACAGUGCAGUGUAACAAUAGAGCAAACACUCCUUGAGCAAUUGUUGUCAGAAUAUACAAAAGAAUAAACUGGUAUAUCUGUUUAUAGUACGACCAAACAAAGUCAAGUUGUUUUAAUAAAGAUGUCAGUUAAUAAUUCAUGUAAUCUUGAUCUGAUUUCACGCUACGUGAGUGGUUCUCCACACAAUAGCAGGGUUGGGUUCUAACAGCUUCUGCAGCCGCACCUUCUUUUUCCUCUUCCUACAAUAUUAAAAACUUAUCUGCCCUCCAAAGAUACCAAAAAUGAUCAUAUCUUGUAUGACCUAUUUGUACAUUAGUGCUAAUCUCACUGAUAAAUACGUCACAUUUCCUGUGUUCCACCAGUUGAAUGCUCUGAAUGUGAAGCAGUAGGAAAAGUUCAGUUUAC